Molecule: messenger RNA, 4098 nt
Organism: Salvelinus namaycush (lake trout)
Lineage: Eukaryota; Metazoa; Chordata; Actinopteri; Salmoniformes; Salmonidae
Product: importin subunit alpha-6-like
Exons: 14
Coding region: 110-1723 (537 amino acids)
Biological process (GO): NLS-bearing protein import into nucleus
Cellular component (GO): cytoplasm; nucleus; nucleoplasm
Molecular function (GO): protein binding; nuclear import signal receptor activity
Source: RefSeq, a predicted model, not a curated record
UUUAAGCGAUACAAGACGCCAUAUUGCUCUCAGCUGGACUCGGGAGUUUGCGUGAAGGAAAUAAUAAUACCUAGCUACACCUAGGCGUUUCUGACAUUAUUCAUCUUAAAUGGACGAGAUGGCAAGCCCAGGGAAUGACCGAAUGAAGAGUUACAAGAACAAAGCGCUGAACCCACAGGAGAUGCGCCGGAGGAGAGAGGAGGAGGGGAUCCAACUCCGCAAACAGAAGAGAGAAGAGCAGCUGUUCAAGAGGAGGAAUGUGUGUGUGCCCUCGGGCGAUGAGUCCAUGUUAGAAUGCCCUAUCCAGGACCCCGACAUCAGCUCCACUGCACCAGUCUCAGGUGAAGGUGUCAUAACUCCAGAGAUGAUCCAGAUGAUCUUCUCUGAGGAUCCAGACCAGCAGCUGAUCGCCACACAGAAAUUCAGGAAGUUACUCUCCAAAGAGCCCAACCCUCCCAUCGAUGAGGUCAUUCUCACCCCAGGGGUCGUCAAUAAGUUUGUGGAGUUUCUCAAGAGGAGUGAGAACUGCACUCUUCAGUUUGAGGCAGCCUGGGCCCUGACCAACAUUGCCUCUGGGACCUUCCUGCACACCAAGGUGGUUAUCGAGACGGGAGCCGUGCCCAUCUUCAUCGAGCUGCUCAACUCGGACUACGAGGACGUCCAGGAGCAGGCCGUGUGGGCCCUGGGGAACAUCGCUGGGGACAACGCAGAGUGCAGAGACUACGUUCUCAACUGUGGCAUCCUGCCCUCCCUACAACAGCUGCUGGCUAAAUCCAACCGUCUCACCACAACUAGGAAUGCUGUAUGGGCUCUGUCUAACCUGUGUAGAGGGAAGAACCCCCCUCCCGACUUCACCAAGGUGUCUCCCUGUCUGAGUGUGCUGUCCAGGCUGCUGUUCAGUAGUGACCCAGAUGUGUUGGCAGAUGCCUGCUGGGCCCUCUCCUACCUGUCUGACGGACCCAAUGACAAGAUACAGACCGUCAUCGACUCUGGUGUCUGCCGCAGACUGGUGGAGCUACUCAUGCACAGUGACUAUAAGGUGGUCUCUCCUGCGCUGCGUGCUGUGGGAAACAUAGUGACAGGCGAUGACAUUCAGACUCAGGUGAUUCUGAACUGCUCGGCGUUGCCAUGCCUAUUACACCUGCUCAGCAGUCCCAAGGAGUCCAUCAAGAAGGAGGCCUGCUGGACUGUGUCUAACAUUACAGCUGGGAACAGAGCACAGAUCCAGACGGUGAUAGAUGCCAACAUCUUCCCAGUGCUGAUAGAGAUCCUUCAGAAGGCAGAGUUCCGCACCAGGAAGGAAGCAGCGUGGGCUAUAACCAAUGCUACCUCUGGGGGCACUCCUGAGCAGAUCAGGUACCUGGUUAGUCUGAACACCAUCAAGCCCAUGUGUGACCUGCUGACAGUGAUGGACAGUAAGAUAGUGCAGGUGUCACUGAACGGCCUGGAGAACAUCCUGAGACUGGGAGAGCAGGAGGCCAAGCAGAACGGCACUGGCAUCAAUCCUUACUGUGCCCUCAUAGAGGAAGCCUAUGGUCUGGACAAGAUAGAGUUCCUGCAGAGCCAUGAGAAUCAGGAGAUCUACCAGAAGGCUUUUGACCUGAUCGAGCACUACUUUGGUGUGGAGGAGGAGGACGCUAGCAUCGCCCCACAGGUGGACCAGAACCAAGGCCAGUUCAUCUUCCAGCAGCAGGAUGGGCCCAUGGAGGGCUUCCAGCUCUAACCACCACUUGACCUUUGACCUUCACCCCUCUGAGUAUCUACUACUAUCACCCCAGAGAGUCCAGUCUCCAUAGGGCUGUUUUAGACCUGAACAGAUGACACUACCCAAUCGCUCCUCUCUCACUGGACCCACCUGCUCCACCUCUCUCUCCAAAUCUUCCUCUCCUGCAAGGCUAGCCUUGCCACGCCACCCUAUCUGGAAAGAGCGAGAGCGAGCACGAGAGAGCCUGACUGACUGAAAGACUGACUGACUGAGGACAGCUCAUUCUUAGUGUUUGAGACUUCCUGGAUCUGUAUGAAUAUGAAAGAAAGAGUUGGCUGAUAUUUUGUCUUACUCCCUAAAAUGUUUUUAUUUUAUUUUAUCAUUAUUUCCUGUGAUAUUAUUAUAAUACAUUAUUAUUAUUAUUACGACACUGGUGUCUCAAUCGUCCUCCAUAUCUCCUUUUUAAAUGUGAAAUGACCUCUUCAGUCUUCAAAAAUAUAACAAAAGAUAUGAACACAUGAAGCAUUUGACUGAGGAUUCUCUGGAUUUCACCAGAUAGUCCAAACUAUCCCUACUAGUGUCCGGAAGAGGUUUAGUGACUGUAUCAGCUCAUUUCCUCACUUGUACCCUUUGACCAGAGCUGAGAGAACGGUAGGCUACAGACCGCCUACUGUUUUCGUUGGGAGGAUGUACAUUGUGUCAAGAUGAUAAUGAUGAUGUGUGUAUUCCAGUGACAUAUUAUUUAAGUUGGAAAGCAGCUGCACAUCUCUUUCUCUGGGGUCUCUCUUCAGUGUUGAAAUGGACUAUGGUUGACCUGGAGAUUCCUAAUCUUAUUUAUUCCGUUGAAAUGUCUUUCUGCUAAUUUGAGAGAAAGAUGGUCAAAAACUGUCAUUAUCAUCUUCUCUCCACUCCUUGGCCCUGGCUGCAAUAUUAACGUUAGAAUAACAUCAGGACACCAGUUGCAUCGAACUGACUGCAGUAAUGUAGAUGCAUUGUGUAGGGCAGCACUGCAUGUAACUUGCUGCAUUAGUCAGCAUAGCGUUUAGCCAGGCUUAUGCUUAUCUGUAACAACGUUACGGUAGGAUUGACACAACGUUAGGGCAACGUUGAGGAGUGUUCUGCUUGUGUGAGUGCUCCUUAUUGAAGCGCCGCCAGCAGGCCACAGUACAGGACCAGACGGGUUAGGUUCAGUGACUAGCGUCUGUCGUGUGAUGCAGUGUCUGUAACAAUCUCCAGGUGAAUAAAAACACAGGCUCUCAGAGUUCUUUUGUAGUUUUUUCCUUCAUCUCACCAUGAGUUAUUAUGAUGUCAUGACUUAUUUGUUUUGCUGCAGUCUUUUUGUUUAAUUGGUGGUGGUUAACUUUGCAUUGGACUUAACGCUAUUGGACGUUGAUAGAAAAUGCUCAGUUGAACUCUAGUGCUUUGUAUAUUAUAUAUACAUGUAAGAAAUUAUAUAGGGGAAAGAAAUACCUACUAAUUGGAAAGGGUGAUUUUAUUAAUUGCAGUAUAAUGUGUUUUCUGACAGAUGCAGUAGUGUUGUACUUAUGGUUGAGUCUUUGCACACUUACCUGUUGCUGCUUUAUUCUGAUCUUCUGUUGGUCAUGUGUUUGUCUCCUCUGGUUCCCAUCAUUUUUAGAACAGCUUCUAGAAAAUGUUUUGUUUUGAACGGCUUCCAGAACAUGUUUUGUUUAGAACUCCUUACGUUUUUAAUUUUUUUUUGUAAAAACUUUAGAUGAACUCUUGAUUGGUGGAGGAAACCCAACCUGGCUAUACUGAACUGCUGAGCUUUUAUUAGUGUGUGUGUGUGACUACAAGCACAGUAUUUCAGCAUUCUACUUUUCUUUUAGUUUUAAACUCAUCACUCCUGAAACCUGGCUCCUUACUUUUGGCAUGUUAUGUUUUUGAAAAUUGUAGUUGCUGUAUACAUUUUGAGUACCAUAUUAAUUGAUCCUAGGACUUGGAAAUUAUAUAUAUAUUUACUUGAGAUGGAAACAGUUUGUAGUGCUACAUUUUGUCAUGCACAUUAAACAAUUUAUAGUUUUCUAGUAUUUCUCAUGUUUGUACGAUUGGAUGAUAUUAUUUUUAUGUUUUAGGUUGAUUUAUUUCUCCUUCAUUUGGGAAUUGUUUUGUUUUGGUUCUGAAACCGAGGCUAAAAGAACUGCUGUGGUAUUCUGUCCAGAAUCCUCUAGUUUAGGUGGUUACCAUAUCAUGCCGCCGUUGUGGUUCUGUUUACUUUAACCCAAUGGACCACAGAGGGCUGUGUGUGAAGCUGGACUCAACAGCUCCUCUCUGUUACUCAUGGAGCUGUUGUCUGGCUCUCUUUUGAUGGGUUAAUGUGGACUGUAAAAUAUUGAAGAAUAAAGAAAUGAAAUAAAAUGAUCUGUUAUACAAGG